Molecule: messenger RNA, 2806 nt
Organism: Physcomitrium patens
Lineage: Eukaryota; Viridiplantae; Streptophyta; Bryopsida; Funariales; Funariaceae
Product: protein phosphatase 2C 51
Biological process (GO): protein dephosphorylation
Molecular function (GO): cation binding; protein serine/threonine phosphatase activity
Source: RefSeq, a predicted model, not a curated record
CCAAUAUUUCUUUCUUCUUUUGCGAUCUUUUUCAUCAACCCAUGCCCGACGACGAUGAAGACGACGACGACGGCGACAUCAUCAACAAGCCAUUGCACCAACUCCUGUCCUAUCAUUCUGCGCUUGCUCUUCGCCUCCUCCCCCUCCCUCUCUCCCUCUCUCCUCUCCUCCCGAGUCUCUUUCCACCAAUCUGCGUGUGUCACUCCGUGUUUUCCUAUAGGAGAUUGUGUCUCUCUUCCUUUACCCUUGCCAUCCCUUUGCUCCCCUAGCCUGUCGCGCUUCGUCUUCGUGUUGUCUUCAACCUCUGCCUUGUCUGCGGAGGAGUAGUAGAAGUAGUGUGGUCGAGUCCAGUUCCAGCCUUGUGUCCGGCUAGUGGACCUCCAUUUGCGGCGGCCGUGAGCGAUCCUGGCGGGGCUGUGUUGGUGCGUUAGAGUGUGGUGAUUCAGUUUUGUUUGUGCGCGUGGCAGGAAAGGGCGGAUGCUUUUGAGGCUGGAGAUCAGUUGGAGGUUGCGUGUGCGGUGAAGCCAGACGAGGGAGCGCUUGAGUCUGUGAUUGGGAGCGAGCAGCCCGAGGUUUUUGUGGAAGCGGGUGCGCGUUGUGGAGGGCUUGUAUUUGGAGCGGUAGGUCGCUCUUGUUCAGAAGAGCGAGCUGGAGCGCAUGCAGGUGUGUUGUAGGCGGUAGAUUUAAUCAUGGUGGAAGGCAGUGUGGAAAGCCGGGGGAUGGAGGACGGUCGGACUGUAAUUUAAGUGAAGGGUAUGGCCACUGCUGAAAUUUGUAGAAGUGCGCACGGAGGAUUGAUGGAGGAGUUGCCAGGCUGCAAAAAUGGAGUGGUUUCUUUGAGGCGUCGCAGGAUGGAAAUUCGGAGAUUGAAGAUGAUGACAAACUCGAGUGUCUAUGUGGAGCAGCCCGUAAGUAAGCGCUCACGCCCUGUUUCUGGCAUUUCUGACGUGCGACGGGAAGAUGAAGACGGAAGCCAUACUUUGUGUAUGACAAAUCGGGACAAUGCGCUGUGUGGUUCUACUUGUAGUGAUGAGAGGAGACAGGAGAAUAGCGCAAACAGGCUGUCAGUUUGUGAAGUGAUUCGAGAGACGGGGCAGGCUGCUUCUUCGCUAUCCACAUCAUGGAAGAGGCCGUCCGGAGGUGAUUUUAGACUUGGCAAUGAAGAUGGAUGUGCAAACAACGCGAGUGAGAUUUUAGGGAGUAGUAGUAGUGACCGGAUGGGCAGUGGCGGAAGCAGUAGCAGUAGCCUCCACAUCGAUGAGUCUGAUGUGAGUUCCACGUUGACUUUUGCCGAAGAGAUUCCGAGUCCACUUGGAAAGCAGAAGAAAGCUGUGCAAGAACCUAUCAAGGAUUUCGCAGCUGGACCUGAAAGUUUGGGAACGGCAGGCUUGGCUGCUGCUACUGCCUCCGACACUUUGACUCGGGGACUUGGUAAUAAUCAAAACAUAGAUAUGCCUGGUGACUUAUACCAGGAUGCUUUACCUUCGCAAGCGCCUGGAACGGAGUAUGUUCUUGGCGACACCGGGGGAACAAGUGUGCCGUGUUUUGCUAGUCAUGAUUGUCCGCCUCAUGGAUUAGUAAGUUUGUGCGGACGAAGACCUGAAAUGGAGGAUGCUGUAGUAGCAAAAUCAUCUUUUAUGAAGAUGCCCUGCAAUAAAGUGGGAGGAUGCUAUACUGCGGGUUCGGACGAAGCUCCUUUGCAUUAUUUUGGAGUUUACGAUGGACAUGGUGGCUCGCAGGCAGCAAAUUUUUGUGCGGAGCGUUUGCAUCAGGCUUUAGCAGAGGAAGUUGAGUCGUGUUUUGCACAAGGUCAAGAUCUUGACCAGAGCCUACCUGGUUGGGAAGCUCAAUGGCAAACGGCCAUGACUCAAUGCUUCAGGAGGAUAGAUGCUGAAGUGGGAGGUUUUUGUCUGGAGGAAGGUGAGUGUUCAGCCAGCGGUAAUCCCAGAUGUUGCCCUGAACCUAUCGCUCCAGAGACAGUUGGAACAACUGCUAUUGUGGCAGUUGUGGGUGCAUGUCAAAUUAUCAUUGGAAAUUGUGGGGAUUCUCGAGCUGUCCUUUCUCGCGGUGGAGUUGCUAUCCCUCUCUCUGUGGAUCACAAGCCAGAGCGAGAAGAUGAGAUGGCACGCGUAGAGGCUGCUGGUGGUCGUGUUAUUUAUUGGAAUGGUUAUCGGGUGCUUGGUGUGCUGGCAAUGUCAAGAGCCAUAGGUGAUCGAUAUCUUAAGCCAUAUGUCAUUCCGGAGCCUGAAGUGAAGUGCGUCAAACGCACUGAAGACGACGAGUUUCUAAUAUUAGCUAGUGACGGACUCUGGGAUGUGAUGCCAAAUGAGGUGGCAUGUGACGUUGCACGCCGCUCUCUGAAUAGUAAGAGGAAUUGUCAGCCAAAAGCAGAUGGCCAGGACGAAGAAACACCAGCUGCACAAGCUGCAGCAACUCUUGUGAAAUUUGCCCUAGCCAAAGGUAGCAGUGACAAUAUUAGUGUUGUGGUGGUGGAUCUGAAAUUUCCCAGUAGUAGAUAGCAUCCGGCUAGAUGGGGCAGCAAUUGAGAUUAUAGGUAACCCGUGGAUGGUACACGUUUGAUUACUGUGCCUUAUCACGACUUAAUGCAUUUGAUCAGCAUAUUUAGUUAAUUUGUUUCAGAACAGUGGGAAAAGAGCUGGUAAGUUCUGAAGGAAAUUGAGGGUAAGCUGAAGGGUCUAUUUACUAACUAAAACCUAUGCUUGGGAAAUCAAGCUGCAUUCAGUUCGAGGAUAACAUUGUUUCAUCUUCAGUGAAUUGGAAACGGUUUGUGCUGUAUUCGUACAUU